AUGAGUUCGUGGUCGCCAGAAUCGUCUUUGCAGACGAUAGUGUAUAGUGAGUCAUCCACUGUUAAUAUACUGCCAUCGUUAUCGACACCGUCAACGACACCAUCUUCGAAGCAUUCAAAUAAAUUUUCAAAAUUUUGGUCUGAUUUUCGUGCCUUAUUUUACAAAACAUUUUUAUUAUCAAAACGUAAACGUGGUCAAACAAUAACCGAAAUAUUACUUGCCUAUACGUUUCUGGGUCUUUUACUCGGAAUGAGAUAUAUACUCGAUAGACGAUAUAAUCAUGCGUUUCAAUUACCAGCAUUUCGUCCACAAGAUUUAAUGUUAUUUAAUAACAGUGUAAACGCAAAUUAUACAUAUUAUUAUCCAAGUAAUCCAUGUACAGAUCAAAUUGUUAAUCGUACAAUCACAAAAUUGCAAACAAAUUGGCCAAUAUUCACUACAAUAGUUCAAUCGCUUUCAUCUUCCGACAUUUCUAGUCUAUCAAGUUCAAUUCAACAAGAAAUAUAUGCCUUUAUUUAUUUUACAAAUAUGGAUUCAUGUACAACUGCAGCAACAAUGCCCGAUCAAGUUAAUUAUACGCUAAGACUGCAAGAAAAUGGAGCAUUUUAUUAUCGUCCUCAACAAGCAUUGAUAGACUCAAAUGAGUAUUUUUGGAAACGUUCGCCAGAAGAUUAUUGUCAAUCUAACAGUACCACGGCCAAUUAUACUAGUGCCUUUUUGGGCGUACAGUAUUUUAUUAAUUUGGCUAUUAUUGAAUAUUCGACAGGAACUGUGAUGAAUGACUAUUCAAAUAUCUAUUUAACUCAUUUUGGAUGUCCUGAAUAUUAUUAUGAUCAACUACAAUCAAUUUAUAGUUUUUUUAUCCCAAUAUUUUUUUCUAUUAUAUUUUUAAUCACAUUUAUCAUGAAUGUUGGCUAUAUAGUUGAAGAGCGUGAAAAUAAGACAAAAGAAUAUUUGCGCAUCUUUGGAUUACGUACAUGGAUAAAUAAUCUCGUAUGGGUUUGUCGUGCAAUGUGUAUUUAUAUUGCAUUAGUAGCAGUAGUUACAGGUUUAAGCCUUGUUGUACUACCAAGUUCAGGUCAAAGAAGAAAUAGUGUUAGCAAAGCAAUAUUCAAUUAUACACAUUGGUCUGUUAUUUUAACCAUAUUCUUAGUAUAUUCCAUUCAUACAUCCACGUUUAGUGUAUUUUUUGGACAAUUGUUUCGAAGAACUCUAUUAGCAAAGUUAGUUGGUUUUUUGCUAUGGGUUAUAACAUUUAUCGAUUUUUAUGCUGGCGCUCCUGUUGGCGUACGUUAUUUUAUGUCCUUAUUUCCGAAUACUGGUCUAUUAUUUUGUAUAGAAGUUGUUUUACAAUAUGAACGAAAGAGUUUUAUUUAUACAACUUAUAAUAAUUUUUACUCGAAUUUAUUUGAAUAUCCACUUUAUAUUGGUGUCAUAUUAUUGUUACAGUUACUAUGGUCCUUUAUAUUCAUGCUUUUGGCUAUUUAUGUUGAAAGAGUUAGUCCUGGAGAAUUUGGUAUUGCACAACCAUGGAAUUACUUGUUUAAAAAAAGCUACUGGAAACCAUAUUCGUCGUCGGCAAUAAAACCAUUUGAUUCUCAUGGAAUAUUACGCAGUGAUCAGAAGUCAAGACCAAAUGGAUCAGGUUACAAUCACUGGAUUGAAAUGAAAUCGAUAUCAUCAUCGGAAAUGCCGUGUGUGACUGUAAUGCAAUUAACUAAAAACUUCGGAAAAUUUCGUGCUGUGUCUGAAUUGUCGAUUGAUUUUUAUAAAAAUGAAGUUUGUUGUCUUCUUGGUCAUAAUGGGGCUGGUAAAACGACAGUGACAUUUAUCCUUGUGGGCAUGUUGGAGCCUACUAAUGGUUCUGUUAGUGUUGAUGGACUAGAUAAUCAACAACAUAUCCAAGCAGUUCGAAGACAAUUAGGUUUUUGUCCUCAAUAUGAUAUUCUGUAUAAUGAAUUAUCAGUUAAAGAACAUUUAGAAUUAAUUGCAAAGUUGCGUCAUAUGGAUAAACGAACAAUGGACGAUUCAAUUGAAAAUAUUAUUCUUCUCAUUGGUCUAACAAACGAUCGCCUAACACUAGCGAAAGAUUUAUCAGGAGGAAUGAAGAGACGUCUUUCGAUUGGUAUUUCAUUAGUUGGAGACCCGAAGGUACUGAUUCUUGACGAACCCACCAGUGGAAUCGAUCCUUUCAAUCGUCGUUUAAUUUGGACAAUCAUAAAAAAAAUGAAAGAAACCGGAAAAUGUGUAAUAUUAACCACACAUUUUCUCGAAGAAGCCGAUGUACUUUCAGAUAGAAUAGCAGUUAUGACUCGUGGCAGAUUACAAGCGUAUGGUACACCAGAUUUUUUAAAAAAUCAAACUGAAUUUGAAUAUCGCUUAUUUAUUGAAAUAAAUGAAACAUCCAAGUCUGAUGCUGUUACUAUAUUUGUACAACAUCACAUUGAAAAUGCCGUAUUAGAAAGAGACUCAGGAUCCGAAUUAGUGUAUGGAAUACCGAGAGGUAAUUCAAAAGAAAUUAGUCGUUUAAUUGAUGCAUUAAAUAAAAAUAUCAGUGAAAUUAAUAUUAAUGGCUAUGGAAUAUCGAUGACAACAAUCGAAGAAGUAUUUCUUAAACUUAUCCGAGAAGAAGCAGCAGACGACGAUCAACGUCGUGAAAUAUCUCGAAGAGAAUUAACUGAGAAAGUAUUUCAAUCCAAAUAUGAAAAAAAUAAUCGCAUACGUUUAUUUUUAAAUCGUCUCUAUGCUUUAUUAGUUAAACGUUGGAUUAUUUCUCGUCGUCAAGCAGCAUUUCUCAUUGGUUUUUUAUUGUGUCCGAUAUUAAUCGAAAUUAUCACUGUCGCCGCAUUUCCUAAUCCGAAACAAAUUCAAUCGAGUCUUUUACAAAAUGAUCGUUAUUCUAGCGCCGAAAUCACAUUAAUCCCAUCUAUAUAUGAUCCUCAAACAAUUGUCGUCUAUGGAAAUGAUAAUGGUUACAAUCAAUUUAGUCAAUUAAAAACGUAUUUGAUUAAUCAAGGUGCAACAAUUAAUGAAUUAUCAACAGAUAAUAUCACAAAUUAUGUCACAGCAAAAUACCUUGAAACAGAAACAAUUUUUGUUAAUACAUAUAAACUUUCCUUUGCUCUCUAUGAUAAUUCAACAUCGUCACCUCGUUCAUUAAAAUUAAAUGCUUAUUUUAGUUCAGUUAAUUAUCAUACAAUGUCGGUUGGUCUAGGUGUAUCAUCUACACAGUUGUUUCAAUAUUAUUCAAAUUCUUCAUCAAAAUCGAUUAUAACAACAAAUCAUCCAAUAAUAACUACGGGCACACUAACUGGUGCAGCUUUACUUUUUGAAGUUAUUUAUUGUUUUGACACACUACCAUUGUCCUUAUUUAACUUCAUGAAUUCGAUCAUAGCUUCACUAUUUAUAUCAGUAUUGAUGUUGGUAUUUGUUAAAGAGAGAAUAACACAUUCAAAAGAUUUACAAUUAUUAUCAAAUUUGAGUAAAGUAAUUUAUUGGUUAGCUAAUGCUCUCUACGAUUUUGCAUUCAGUAUUAUAGUUGCUGGAAUAUUAACAACUAUGGUUAAGAUUGCUGCUAUAUCCGUUUCAAGUACAGAUGCAGAAGUAUAUACAUUUGGUGCAAUGCCUCAGACAGCAUUAUUUUUUGUUAUGUUUAUAUUGUAUUCAUUGGCAUCAAUUCCAUUCGUUUAUGCUACAUCAUUUAUCCCAAAAAGCGAAUUAAUUGGAUUUAUUAAUUUUUUUAUUAUCAAUAUCGUUGCAUGUUUUCUUGAUAUGGUAUUAAGUUUUAUUCAAGUAUUUACCGAAGGACAAAGUACAUCAACGACAAAACCAUCUAAAACAAGUGUAGUAAUGACUGCUAUUCGUUGGAUAUUAUGUGUUCUAUUUCCAACUGUUAAUUUUAAACAUGGAUUAUUUAAUAUGCGUUUACAUGAUAAUCAAGAAUGCCUAUCUGCUCUAAAUACAAUAUUAGGAAGCUCGUAUCCUAGUAAUGAACCAUGGUUAUCAGUAAGAGAACCUGGUGUUGGUAUACAAGUUUUGCUUUUUUUUAUACAAAUGUUAUUUUGGUGGUUUAUCGUUAUUCUUAUUGAAAAUUGGAAAGCUAUUAGACGGUAUUGUAGACGACGAAAAGAAUUACCUGCUUUUACUGAACACUGGGAUGAUUCGAAUCUUGAUGAAGAUGUUAAACUUGAACGACGCGCGGUUUUAAAUAAUACAUUGAAUAAUGAUGGUAUCGAUAAUGAUAUGUCAAAUACCAAUCAAAAUAGUACAACAUUUCAUCCAUCACAAGCCGUUAUUUAUGUACAAGAUUUACUGAUAACAUUUGAAAAACGAAAAGAAAAAUCGUUUCGUAGCCAACUGUAUACAGCCGUUGAUCAUUUGAAUUUUCAUGUAGAUAAACGAUCUUGCUUCGGAUUAUUAGGAUCUAACGGUGCUGGAAAAACAACAACGUUUCGUAUGUUAACUGGAGAAUUAAAACCGACUUCUGGUCAUAUUAUUAUCAAUGGGAAAGAUAUUCAUAAAGCGAAAACUGAUGUUGAAAUUGGUUUUUGUCCUCAAUUUGAUUGGCUUGUUCAUGGUUUGAAUGUAAAUGAAACUUUAACACUAUUUGCACGUUUAAAAGGUUUAAGUGAAAAACAUUUACCCGAUAUACUUUCAAAUACAAUUGAACUAUUUGGAUUAAAUACUUAUGAAAAACGUCAAGUACAAAAGCUUAGUGGUGGCAAUCGUAGAAAAGUUUCAGCAGCUUUAGCAUUCAUGGCUAAUCCAUCAUUGGUAUUUCUCGAUGAACCAACUACAGGCUUAGAUGCAGCUGCAAAACGAAAAUUGUGGGAUGUUGUUCGUGCAGCUCGUGAUGCAGGCUUAACAAUUAUUUUAACGAGUCAUAGUAUGGAAGAAUGUGAGGCCCUAUGUACAAGGAUUGGAAUAAUGAAACUAGGUCAGUUUAGGUGUUUGGGCGGAUUACAACAUUUAAAAAACAAAUUCGGUAAAGGUUAUGGAGUAAUAAUAAAAGCAAAUACGAAUGAUAUUGAAGCGUUUAAAGCGAAUUUGAGAGAAAAUUUGCCGGGAAUUCAAUUUGACGAUGAGCAUAAUGGAAUGUUAUUCUGCAAUGUACCAUUUGAUACAAAACGAUCGGCUAAUAUUAAUACGACUGCUAAUUCCUCAUUUAAUUUGGCCAGGGUAUUCCAGUUAUUAAAUCAAAAAAAAGACUUGAAAGAAAUUGAAAGUUAUUCGGUGACGCAAACAACAUUGGAACAAAUAUUUGUUAGAUUAGCUGGCCAAGAUAAUGCGAGAGAAGCAGAAAUAGAGAGAAGAAAAAGUUUAAUUAGUACAACAAAUCCAUACAAAGUUAAAGCGCGAUGA
This is a messenger RNA of Didymodactylos carnosus, 5361 nucleotides long. The record is from the annotation of a GenBank genome assembly. Lineage: Eukaryota; Metazoa; Rotifera; Eurotatoria; Philodinida; Philodinidae.